GUCAUCACUCCAUGUAGGAAGCUCAUCUUGUGUGCCGAUAACAGGAAAGAAAUGGAAGAGUGGAUCGCAGCACUGAAGACCGUCCAGAACAGGGAGCACUUUGAGCCUACCCAGUACAGCAUGGACCAUUUCUCAGGGAUGCACAAUUGGUACGCCUGCUCCCAUGCGAGGCCGACCUACUGCAAUGUGUGCCGGGAGGCUCUGUCCGGGGUCACGUCACAUGGGCUGUCCUGUGAAGUGUGCAAAUUUAAGGCCCACAAACGGUGUGCUGUGCGUGCAACCAACAACUGCAAGUGGACCACGCUGGCCUCCAUUGGGAAGGACAUCAUUGAGGACGAGGACGGGAUCGCCAUGCCGCACCAGUGGCUGGAAGGAAACCUGCCCGUGAGUGCCAAGUGCACGGUGUGCGACAAGACGUGUGGCAGCGUGCUGCGCCUGCAGGACUGGCGCUGCCUCUGGUGCAAGGCCAUGGUGCACACGUCAUGUAAAGAGUCCUUACAGACCAAGUGCCCGCUGGGCCUGUGCAAGGUGUCGGUCAUCCCGCCCACUGCGCUCAACAGCAUCGAUUCUGAUGGCUUCUGGAAGGCCACGUGCCCUCCGUCCUGCACAAGCCCAUUGUUGGUCUUUGUCAAUUCCAAAAGUGGGGACAACCAGGGUGUGAAGUUCCUCAGAAGAUUCAAACAGCUGCUGAACCCCGCCCAAGUCUUUGACCUCAUGAACGGAGGACCACACCUCGGCUUACGCUUAUUCCAGAAGUUUGAUACAUUCCGGAUUCUGGUUUGUGGUGGGGAUGGCAGUGUUGGCUGGGUUCUCUCUGAAAUCGACAGCCUCAAUCUUCAUAAACAGCGUUAA
This is a messenger RNA of Leptonychotes weddellii (Weddell seal), 852 nucleotides long. NCBI's taxonomy places the organism in Eukaryota, Metazoa, Chordata, Mammalia, Carnivora, Phocidae. The record is from RefSeq and is a predicted model, not a curated record.